Molecule: messenger RNA, 4603 nt
Organism: Lepus europaeus (European hare)
Lineage: Eukaryota; Metazoa; Chordata; Mammalia; Lagomorpha; Leporidae
Gene: SLC9A6
Product: solute carrier family 9 member A6
Exons: 17
Coding region: 1-2196 (731 amino acids)
Biological process (GO): proton transmembrane transport; regulation of pH; sodium ion transport
Cellular component (GO): recycling endosome; membrane
Molecular function (GO): sodium:proton antiporter activity
Source: RefSeq, a predicted model, not a curated record
AUGGCUGGACGCGGCUGGCGGCGGGCGCCCCUCCGUCGCGGCGUCGGCGGCGGUCUCAGGACUCGCCGGCUCAUGCGGCCCCUGUGGUUGCUCCUCGCAGUGGGCGUCUUUGGCUGGGCCGGGGCUUCGGACGGCUCUGGCCGAGCGGCGAGAGCCAUGGACGAGGAGAUAGUGUCCGAGAAACAAGCUGAAGAGAGCCACCGGCAGGACAGCGCCAACCUACUCAUCUUCAUCCUGCUGCUCACCCUCACCAUUCUCACAAUCUGGCUCUUCAAGCACCGCCGGGCCCGCUUCCUGCACGAAACUGGCCUGGCUAUGAUUUAUGGUCUUUUGGUGGGCCUUGUGCUUCGGUACGGCAUUCAUGUUCCAAGCGAUGUAAAUAAUGUUACCCUGAGCUGUGAAGUGCAGUCAAGUCCAACUACCUUGUUGGUAAACGUUAGUGGAAAAUUUUAUGAGUAUACACUGAAAGGAGAGAUUAGCUCCCAUGAACUUAAUAAUGUUCAAGAUAAUGAGAUGCUUAGAAAGGUUACUUUUGAUCCAGAAGUAUUUUUCAACAUACUACUUCCUCCUAUCAUAUUUUAUGCAGGUUAUAGUCUCAAAAGGAGACAUUUCUUUCGAAACCUUGGAUCUAUUCUAGCAUAUGCCUUUCUUGGAACAGCAAUUUCUUGUUUUGUUAUUGGGUCCAUAAUGUACGGCUGUGUGACACUGAUGAAAGUGACUGGACAACUUGCAGGAGAUUUUUACUUUACAGAUUGCCUACUCUUUGGUGCAAUCGUAUCGGCAACUGAUCCAGUGACUGUUCUUGCCAUAUUCCAUGAGCUUCAAGUAGAUGUUGAACUCUAUGCACUUCUGUUUGGUGAAAGUGUCCUCAAUGAUGCUGUUGCCAUAGUGCUGUCCUCCUCAAUAGUGGCAUACCAGCCAGCUGGAGACAACAGUCACACUUUUGAUGUCACAGCCAUGUUUAAGUCUAUUGGGAUUUUCCUUGGGAUCUUCAGUGGAUCUUUUGCCAUGGGUGCUGCUACUGGAGUGGUGACAGCUUUAGUAACAAAGUUUACCAAAUUACGGGAGUUCCAGUUGUUGGAGACAGGCUUGUUCUUCUUGAUGUCCUGGAGUACCUUCCUCUUGGCUGAAGCAUGGGGAUUCACAGGUGUGGUUGCAGUGUUGUUUUGUGGCAUCACACAAGCACAUUAUACUUACAAUAACUUGUCUACGGAGUCUCAGCACAGAACUAAACAGUUGUUUGAGCUUCUCAAUUUCUUGGCAGAGAAUUUCAUCUUCUCCUACAUGGGACUGACACUGUUCACCUUCCAGAACCAUGUCUUUAACCCAACAUUUGUAGUAGGAGCAUUUAUUGCUAUUUUCUUGGGAAGAGCUGCCAAUAUUUACCCCUUAUCCCUCUUACUUAAUUUGGGUAGAAGAAGUAAGAUUGGAUCAAAUUUUCAGCAUAUGAUGAUGUUUGCUGGCCUCCGUGGGGCAAUGGCGUUUGCUUUGGCCAUUCGUGAUACUGCCACAUAUGCUCGCCAAAUGAUGUUCAGCACCACACUUCUGAUAGUGUUUUUUACUGUGUGGGUAUUUGGUGGCGGCACUACCGCAAUGCUGUCGUGCUUGCAUAUCAGGUACUGUGCUAGACUCUGGGGAUACAGAGAUGAAUUGAGACAUGGCCUUUACCCUCAAGGAGCUCACAGUCUUUUUGGGGAGACUGACAGGGUUGGUGUUGAUUCAGACCAGGAACAUUUGGGUGUUCCUGAAAAUGAAAGGAGAACUACCAAAGCAGAGAGUGCUUGGCUCUUCCGGAUAUGGUACAACUUUGAUCAUAACUAUCUGAAGCCUCUGCUGACCCACAGUGGGCCUCCUCUCACCACUACACUCCCUGCCUGCUGCGGACCCAUCGCCAGAUGCUUGACCAGCCCCCAGGCUUACGAAAACCAGGAACAAUUGAAAGAUGACGAUUCCGAUCUCAUUCUUAAUGAUGGCGAUAUCAGUUUGACAUAUGGGGAUUCUACUGUGAACACUGAAUCAGCAGCAUCCAGUGCCCCUAGAAGAUUCAUGGGGAACAAUUCUGAAGAUGCCUUGGAUCGAGAGCUUGCUUUUGGGGACCAUGAGCUGGUCAUCCGCGGGACACGCCUGGUUCUUCCUAUGGAUGACUCUGAACCCCCGUUAAAUUUGUUAGAUAAUACAAGGCACGGCCCAGCCUAAGCUUAUUAGUCCUCACUUAGUGAUUUGUACAAUUUGCACAUGUGAUUGUGAAGAAAUUUGUACUACCUAAAAAGUCCCAGUGCAUGUCUCUGAAUGUGUCUGCUAUAUAAAUGCUAUUUAUAUGGCUUAGAACGAAUAUAAAUAUCCUGUACAAGGCAGAUUGUGAACAGAUCAUUCUUUUGUUUUCCUGGCUGUACUGUGUAGGCUGGAUCUGUUUUAGAAAGUUUCUUUCACAGUAAUGUUGUGUGUUCUGUUAUCUUUCUGUUCCAGUUAGAUUACAAAACGUGACGGAGUUAACUCUUUGUUCCAUUUACCUGACACUUAACCAGAGUACCAAGUUCCUGUGGUGUGAGUUAAUUUUCUGUGUGUGCAGUGGAGGAGGGAGAGAGAAGAGGGAGUGUUAGUUCCUAGGGAUACCAGGGACAGGAGAGGCUCCUUAUUGGGAAACUUUUGUUGACUGCUACUGCCUUUGUUGUGACCUCUUCCUCUCCCUUUCUCUGGUGCAAGGAGAUGAUAGCAUUGUGAUCUUGCCCCAUUCGGGUUGUGGGGGGGGGGGAGUGUGGAGGCCCUCUCCUGCCUUGCUGUGAAAGAACAGAUUUGCUGAUUACAGUACACUGCUGUGCAGAAAAGGAGGCUGCAGAUGACUUCGAAGACCCUUAUUUCUUUUCUUGCAGAUGAAGAACAUGGGAGUCAGCCAGCUGGCUUAGCCAAAGUACAGGCGUAUAGUGUGCAGAGCACUUGGCUGAGACUUGGAGGGACUGGGGCAGGCAGAGGGCAACAGGGGAAUAAAGAGAAUGGUGGUUUCAGAGAUCUCUCUUCCCAAAUGUGUAAAUACUCUAUACCAGAUAAGUUUAAAUAAGAAAGUUAAUUGCUGCUUAAUUUUUGAUUAUAUACUUUAUCUGUAUAGCAAGCUUUGUUGUCAGAAGUUUUUAUAUCAAUUCAAAUCGCUGCUCUUUAGCAGCCAAACAGGAGCAAAAAUGUAAAAUUUUUGAACUUACUGUGUCUAAUUGUCAUUUGUUAGUCUGUAGUUGAUGUUAAAACUUAAUUUAUGAAUCCAUGAUCGUUCCACACUAUGCCAAAGUCAGCCAUAAGGGGAAUGUUAGCACUCUGGAGCAUUGAUUGUAAGGUGGCUCCUUUGUGUGUGACAGGUGUAGUUGUCUUCCUCUUCAUGUUAUUUUUCAUGUCAAAUAUCUAAGCUGCCAUGUCUUUGUUUUCCUGACAGUUUUCAAGGAAGAGCACAGAACCGUUUCCUAUUUCAUAUUCAGGGUGUGAGAGUAGAUUCUAAUUUGUAAUGCUGAAAAGACUUGAAGGUGCAGUGAGAGCUUGGAAGGGGAAUUCUUUUUUUUUUUUGAUGCUGAUUCUGACCUGUUAAUGAUUCAGAAGAAAGAAACCUUUGUGGAUGUACCUCCUCAGGUCUGUGAAGCAUUGCCUUAAAUGUUAUCCAAUCAGAAAACUAAUUUAUUUACAUGAUGUCCAAAUUUUCCACAGAGAAAUAAUCUUUGCGAACAAAACGUGUACCUAUUCCCAAAGGUAUCUGUGCUGUUGCAAGCACUCCUUGAGAUUUUAAGGGAAUUCUCUUAUACCCUUUAGUGGCAGCCUUGACUGUUGGCAUAGCCAUUUGUUACGUAGUGGUAGCGACUUUCCUGCCAUGCAGGAAUCCCUCCUGUGAAGUGUAUGUUUUAUAUGAUGUGUGCCUCUUCAUGCAGUAAAUAAUUUCUUGUUAAUGUAUGCUUGAGGAACUUUGAAUGUCAGCGUCAUUUACCCAUGAUAUUAUCCAAGUUGUAAAAGGUUACAUAAUAAUUUAACAACUACUUUUUUUUUUAUUCUGUCAGGUUACUGAGCUCACUUUAUGAAAAUGGCUGUAAAUACUUAGCAUGACAAAUUCAGUAACUCGUCUGUUUGAGCAUGCAUAAGAUUUUUCAUUAGGGAAACUGAUAAAGCUUGAGUCAACUAACCUGCCUUUGUACUUUAUCAAAGGGGAAGCAAGCCUGCUGUGCUUCCAUCAGCAUCUGGAAGAUAUUUCUUCUCCUCUAAUCUGUGUACACACAUCUUCAAGCAAAGAAGAGAAAACCAUCUCUGCUCAGACACAUGCUGGGUUUAGACACCGGAAUGGACCUUGAUGAAGUACAGUCUGAGUUGCCAUCAUGCACAAGUAGAACUGCUCUUGGACCUGUUUUUCCGUUGUUUGUGGCACCUAAAUGUUUGAAUGACUUGAACGUUGCAUACUUUAAAGUUAUUUUUUAAGGUUUCUUGGCAUUAAUCCUAGUUGUCCGUGUUUGGCAGUGUGCUGUUAAAAUAAUAGACUUCUAAUCUUUACGUAUUUUUUUUUUGUUUUCCCUUGGAGUACUUGGACAGAUGUUAUAGUGGUUUCCUUUAGGAAAAAUGUGUCAUUAAAAAAAUUAUAGCC